Molecule: messenger RNA, 3108 nt
Organism: Lizanozyma spartinae
Lineage: Eukaryota; Fungi; Ascomycota; Pichiomycetes; Serinales; Debaryomycetaceae
Gene: VPS41
Product: Vps41p
Exons: 1
Coding region: 1-3108 (1035 amino acids)
Biological process (GO): endosomal vesicle fusion; macroautophagy; protein targeting to vacuole
Cellular component (GO): HOPS complex; late endosome
Molecular function (GO): protein binding
Source: RefSeq, a predicted model, not a curated record
AUGAGCGACGACGGAACUGGGACUAACAACGGCAAUGUAUCACCAAAAGGGAAUGAAAGUGAAACCAGUGAUGAAGCAACUGAUCAUAUGGUUACUGCGGGUACUGAAUUGAGUACCCCCACUUGUACAACAGGACGAUCUUCAACUUCAAUAGCCUUAGAUAACGUUCUUGAAGAAGAUCCAAAUGAUAAUAAUAAGGAGGAUGGUAAUGGAGAUGGAAAUGGUCUUCAUAGUUUAGUUGAUAAGAGUAGUGAUAAGAGUAGUGACGAUGAAACAGAAGCAGAUGAAGAUGAAGCAGAAGAUACUGAUGAUGAUGAUGAUGAUGAUGAUGAUGAUGAUGAUGAUGAUGAUGAUGAUGAUGAUGAUGAUGAUGAUGAAAUUCCUCCGAGAUUAAAGUAUUCUAGAUUGAACCAGCUACUGUCCAACUUCUUUACCAAAGACCCUAUAUCUGCCUGUGCUUUUCAUGACAAUGUUCUUAUAUUUGCUACCCACACGGGUAUAUUGCAUCUUGUGAGACCAGAUUACUCGGUAUUGAGGACCUUCAAGGCUCAUAAAGCUUCCAUUUUACUGGUGUAUACCGAUGGCUUAUAUUUUGCCAGUGGUUCUAUGGAUGGAACCAUUGUGAUUGGAUCCAUUAGAGACGAAAAAGAUAUAAUUGCUUACGAUUUUAGUAGACCCAUACAUGCAGUUGUAUUUGAUAAGGCAUAUGGCAGAAGCAGAAGCUUUAUCAGUGGAGGAAUGAGUGGUAAAGUGAUUUAUUCCACCAAGAACUGGUUGGGCCAAAGAGUUGAUACUAUAUUAGAAGAAGGUCAUGGUCCAAUAGUUGGUAUUAAAAUUAUAGAUGAUAUUGUAUUUUGGAUGAACGAUAAGGGAAUUACAUUCUUUGAUAUUUCCAAUCGUCUGAUUAUUCAUACAAUAGAGAAACCCAAAGAUUCCCCCCGCGGUGAUCUUUAUUGGCCACGGGUUCAUAUUCCAGAAGCUAAUCGAAUAUUAGUUGCUUGGGGGAAUUAUGUCUGGUCCCUUGUGGUUCAAUCAGGUAAACUAAAUGAAGACAACAAUGGACUUCACAAUAAUUCUGCAGGUAGUGGUGCAAGCUCUAUAUACAAAGUAUUACCUUCAACUGCUUCUAUUUCCUUUAGAACAUCGAUUGUUAAGAAAGUUGAAGUGGAACAUAGUUUUAAAUUCGAUGAUGCUUUGAUUUGUGGAAUAUCAACCUUCACUAAUGAUUCAUUAUUACUUUUAAUAUUCAAUCCUCCUACAUUUCUGGAAAAUGACCAGGGAGUCAUGAUACCAACUUAUAAUAGUCCUGAUGUUCGUCUUGUUAAUGCUACUACUGGUGAACUUGAAUUUGAGGAGGAAAUUGGCCUCAAGAACGCUAAAGGUUUAGGAUUAAAUGAUUAUAAAUUGGGUACAUUGAUUGAUAAUAAGAGUUUACCCAAAUAUUUCAUUAUUAGUGCAACUGAUGGAGUGUUGGGGGAACAAGUACUGUUAUACGACCAACUGCAAUGGUUUAUAAGUAAAGAAAGAUACCUUGAAGCGUGGAGAAUUACCGAACAUUUACUUCCAAGAGUAAAAAGGUUAAAUUUGGGUAUUUCACAUGUUGAUAGUUUAGUAUCCAAGGAAAAAUGGCAAGAAGCAGCCAAUUUCUUAGGAAGUCUACUUGAAGUGGAAUAUUCAGACUUACCAGAUAAUUUCACUACGGUUUCAUCAAUCUCAACAGAAGAAAAGGAUGUAUAUACUCGAGAAGUGAUUUCUCAAUGGGAUGCAUGGAGUCGAAUUUUCAUUGAAAGUAAUCAUGUUGGUGAAAUUGCAACCGUUAUACCCACAUCACCUAAAUUGAAUUUACCAAAGCAUAUUUUUAAUCAUAUUCUUGAACAUUAUCUAAAAACAGAUCAAGAUGAAUUUAUUAGGUUGUUAACCACAUGGAGUUUAGAUUUAUUUGAUUUCAAAUCAAUUGAAACACAAUUAGAAGAGGAGUUGGAAUUAAAAUCUUCAAAUACAAAAUUAAGAAUUACCUUAUCAGAGUUAUAUGUGAAUUCUUAUGAGCCAACGAAGUCCGUGCCCCAUUUAGUAUAUUUGAAAGAUCCUUGCAUUAUUCAAUUUUUAUUCAAACAUCAUUUGCUAACCACGUAUCAAGAGAAACUUCCAGAAUUUAUUAAUUUACGGUUUAAUAGCAAAAAGAAGUUUGAAACAUUACCAAUUCCCGAAUUAGAAGACUCACUAAGUGAUAUUAUUGAUAUACUUGUUGAUAGUCGACAUGAACUAUUACCCAAUGAAAUAGUUAAACUUUUCUUCAAAUCACGAAUGGAUAUUGUUAAUUAUUUUUAUUUACAAAAGUUAAUGAGUGUGGAUGAUUUCUUAGUGCAAUCGUUUGGGAAUGAGUUGGUUAAACUUUAUUCACAAUUUGAUAAGGCAAAACUUAUUGGAUAUCUUAGUUCCAAUAAUAAUUAUGAGAUUGAACGAGCCAUUGAGUUAUGCGAAGCCAACGAAUAUAUACCUGAAUUGGUAUAUUUAUUGGGUAAAAUUGGAGAAAACAAAAAGGCAUUACGGUUGAUGAUUGAUAAAUUAGAUGAUCCAGAAACUGCAAUUAAUUUUGCUAAACAUCAAAAUGAUAAAGAAACUUGGACAAUCUUAAUUGACCAUUCAAUGGAUAAACCUAAAUUCAUUAAGGCUUUAAUUGAAGAUUCAGAUGAAUUGCUGUCACAAUUUUAUGACCCUAUUGAUAUUCUUCAAAGAAUGUCCAAAAAUGUUGAAGUUUGGGGAUUAAACAAUUCAAUCAUUAAAUUCUCCUAUAAUAAUGAAUUGAAUCUUGUUUUAAAUCAAUUGAUUUAUCAACUUGUGGUCAAGAAUACUGAAGAUUUAUCUGAAUAUUUAAGGCUUGAUAGAAUCAAAGGGUUUGAAAUUAAUAUUCAAAAAUUAUUUUCCAAGGGGUUUAUCAAUGAAAAUGACUCAAUAAUUCUACUCAAAAAUCAUAAAGGAGAGCUAAGUUAUUUGAAUGAAGCUUCAUUGAUCGAUAUAAAACAUAAGGCAGUGUUCACGACAUUAACUUCGAAAUACGACCAUCUUGAACAAGUCAAACGUCAAAUCAAACAGAAGAACAGUCCUUGA